Molecule: messenger RNA, 2561 nt
Organism: Scomber scombrus (Atlantic mackerel)
Lineage: Eukaryota; Metazoa; Chordata; Actinopteri; Scombriformes; Scombridae
Product: zinc finger protein 260-like
Biological process (GO): regulation of transcription by RNA polymerase II
Molecular function (GO): DNA-binding transcription factor activity, RNA polymerase II-specific; RNA polymerase II cis-regulatory region sequence-specific DNA binding
Source: RefSeq, a predicted model, not a curated record
CUAUCUCAGAGUACGAAGAAGAGAUCAACCGUCAGCGCAGACUGCUGGAUAUCGUUUGGAAACCUGAAAUAAAGUUACACAGAAUAGAGCUCCCACAGGAACAUGUCUGUAAGGAGGAGGAGGUUCUCACUGACCAGCAGCUCUGUGACCAGGAGAGGAACUCAAGUCUGGACCAAGAGGAACCAGAACCUCCACAGAUUGAAGAUGAACAAGAGGAACCAGAGCCAUCAGAGAUUAAAGAGGAACAAGAGGAACCAGAACCUCCACAGAUUGAAGAUGAACAAGAGGAACCAGAGCCUCCACAGAUUGAAGAGGAACAAGAGGAACCAGAGCCAUCAGAGAUUAAGGAGGAACAAGAGGAACCAGAACCUCCACAGAUUGAAGAUGAACAAGAGGAACCAGAGCCUCCACAGAUUGAAGAGGAACAAGAGGAGCCAGAGCCUCCACAGAUUAAAGAGGAACAAGAGGAACCAGAGCCUUCAGAGAUUAAAGAGGAACUCUGCACCAGUCUUGAGAUAGAACAGCAGUUACUGAAGCAGAAGACAGAAACCUUGAUGUUGACUCCUACUUGUGAGGAAAGUGAAGAUCAGACUCUGGACUUGAUUCCUGAUGAAAGUCAGAUUGACAAGUCUACCACUUUAAAGAUUCACAAUAAUACUUUGACAGGGAAACAGUGUUUUGAAUGUGACACUUGUGGGAAAUCAUUUGUGGCCAAGGGCAGUUUGUGCAGACAUCUCAAAGUCCAUACAGGUGAGAAGCCGUAUACAUGUGACACCUGUGGGAAAAGAUUCUCUGAGCUGGGCACAUUAAAAAGGCACAUAAGAACACACACAGGUGAAAAGCCGUAUACAUGUGACACCUGUGGGAAAAGAUUCUCUAAGCAGGGUACAUUAAAAGUGCACAUAAGAGUCCAUACAGGUGAGAAGCCAUACAAUUGCAAAACUUGUGGGGAGAAGUUCAGACAUACUCAGAUGUUGAAGAUUCACAUGAGAACACACACAGGUGAGAAGCCGUACCCAUGUAACACUUGUGGGAAAACGUUCACAUGUAUUCAGUACUUGAAGAAUCACAUGAGAACACACACAGGUGAGAAGCCGUACCCAUGUAACACUUGUGAGAAAAGAUUCUCUAAGCAGGACAGCUUAAAAGUGCACAUGAGAGUCCAUACAGGUGAGAAGCCAUACAAUUGCAAAACGUGUGGGGAAAAGUUCAGACAUACUCGGCAGUUGAAGAUUCACAUGAGAACACACACAGGUGAGAAUCCGUAUCCAUGUAACACUUGUGAGAAAAAAUUCUCUGCGCUGUGCUUUUUAAAACUGCACAUGAGAACACACACAGGUGAGAAACCGUAUCCAUGUAACACUUGUGAGAAAAAAUUCUCCACGCUGGGCAUAUUAAAAGUGCACAUGAGAACACACACAGGUGAGAAGCCGUAUCCAUGUAACACUUGUGAGAAAAGAUUCUCUAAGCAGGAAAGCUUAAAAGUGCACAUGAGAACACACACAGCUGAGAAGCCGUACAAUUGCAAAACUUGUGGGGAAAAGUUCACACAUACUCAGCACUUGAGUAGACACAUGAGAACACACACAGGUGGGAAGCCGUAUCCAUGUAACACUUGUGAGAAAAAAUUCUCUAAGCCGAGCAUAUUAAAAGUGCACAUGAGAACACACACAGGUGAGAAGCCGUAUCCAUGUAACACUUGUGAGAAAAGAUUCUCUCGGCUGUGCUUCUUAAAAGUGCACAUGAGAGUCCAUACAGGUGAGAAGCCGUAUCCAUGUGAUACCUGUGGGAAAAGAUUUCGUCUCCUGAACAAAUUAAAAGUACACAUGACUCUCCAUACAGGUGAGAAGCCGUACAAAUGCAAAACUUGUGGGAAAAAGUUCAGAUCUACUACGAACUUGAAGACUCACAUUAGAACACACACAGGUGAGAUGCCGUACAAAUGCAAAACUUGUGGGAAAAAGUUCAGAUGUACUAGUAACUUGACGACUCACAUGAGAACACACACAGGUGAGAAGCCGUACCCAUGUAACACUUGUGAGAAAAGAUUCUCUACGCUGAGCAAAUUAAAACUACACAUGACUCUCCAUACAGGUGAGAAGCCGUACAAUUGCAAAACUUGUGGGAAAAAGUUCAGAUCUACUACGAACUUGAAGACUCACAUGAGAACACACACAGGUGAGAUGCCGUACAAAUGCAAAACUUGUGGGAAAAAGUUCAGAUGUACUAGUAACUUGACGACUCACAUGAGAACACACACAGGUGAGAAACCGUACCCAUGUAACACUUGUGAAAAAAGAUUCUCUAUGCUGGGCACAUUAAAAUUGCACAUGAGAACACACACAGGUGAGAAGCCAUACAAAUGUAAAACUUGUGGGAAAAAGUUCAGAUGUACUCAGCACUUGAACACACACAUGAGACACACAGGUGAGAAGCCGUACAGAUUAAGCAACAAACACGGUUUAAGCAGUGUGCGACUACCUCGAGCACCACUUUAUUCUGUGUCCGGUCUGCAGUCAGGGGUACUUGGCUCCUGUGGGAGUAACAUGGGCUUGAGUUAG